Molecule: messenger RNA, 820 nt
Organism: Alexandromys fortis (reed vole)
Lineage: Eukaryota; Metazoa; Chordata; Mammalia; Rodentia; Cricetidae
Product: forkhead box protein H1-like
Exons: 2
Coding region: 2-820 (272 amino acids)
Biological process (GO): transforming growth factor beta receptor signaling pathway; positive regulation of transcription by RNA polymerase II
Cellular component (GO): activin responsive factor complex
Molecular function (GO): DNA-binding transcription activator activity, RNA polymerase II-specific; transcription cis-regulatory region binding
Source: RefSeq, a predicted model, not a curated record
GAUGUCUUGCAACACCUCUCAUCAGAGGCCUCCAAAGGCAGAGUCUCCCCCCAAGGGGAGGAAGACGAGAUACCUACGUCAUGACAAGCCCCCCUACACCUACUUGGCCAUGAUCGCUCUGGUAAUUCAGGCAGCACCUUUCCGCAGGCUGAAGCUGGCCCAGAUCAUCCGUCAGGUCCAGGCAAUGUUUCCCUUCUUCAGGGACGACUACGAAGGCUGGAAGGACUCCAUCCGCCACAACCUUUCCUCUAACCGGUGCUUCCGGAAGGUGCCCAAGGACCCUGCAAAGCCCCAGGCCAAGGGCAACUUCUGGGUGGUGGAUGUGAACCUGAUCCCAGCAGAGGCUCUGCGCCUUCAGAACACUGCUCUGUGCCGGCGAUGGCAGACCCGGGGCACACGCAGAGCUUUCGUCAAGGACCUGAGCCCCUUCGUGCUCCACGGCCGGCCUUACCGGCCGCCCAGUCCCCCACCACCAUCCAGGGACGGUUUCAGCAUCCAGUCCCUGCUAGCGGACCCCGGGAAAGGAUCGACAUGGCCCCAGCAGCCUGCACUAGCUGGACAGAGCAGUUCAGCUCAGGCAGGUACUAGCUCCAAGGGGGAAGAAGAGAUGUGUACUGCGCCCCGUAACUCUACUGAGAAGCCUCUGUGGCCCCUCUGCUCCCUUCCUGGGCCCACAAGAAUAGAGGGGGAGACUUCCCAAGGGGAAGUCAUCAGGCCUUCUCUUUCCCCAGAGCAAGGCACCUGGCCAGUUCACUUACUUCAGGGUUCCCAAGAUCCCAUGGGGAUGUCCAGCAGGGGGGCUCCAGGGAAAGAGAUCUAG